AUGAGCAAGUUUUAUCAAAGAAAAAAGGUAUUUGUCUUUUUGUUUCUUUUAUUGUACAUAUCAAAUUGGUGUAAUCAUAUUUUAUUACAGUACAAAGAUUCAUAUAUAAUUGAGUAUAAUGAAAAGGGUAAAUAUAUGUAUUUAAUUUUAUUUUGGCUAGUUGAAUAUAUUAAUGGAAGUAAUAAAAUUUUGGAAAGAAAACCAUUUUCUUUUUUUGUAUCAUCAAAAGUAGUAUAUGGAUUAUAUAAUAAUAAAAAUUAUAGUAAAUUUUCUGAUUUUUGUUUUAUUAAAAAAAAUAAUGAAAAAAAAGGAUCCGUUAUUCUUUCAAGUGCAUAUUCCCCUACUACUAAGCUUUUGAUUUUAGAUAAAACAGAUGAUGAAAUUUAUAAUUAUACAGAAAAUAAGAAUGGAAAAAAAUGUGAAGAUUUAGAAAAAGAAGCAUUGUUUGUGUAUCGGUUUAGUGACAUGCCACAAGAGUAUAUAAAUAAAAAUUAUAUUUUUUAUAAUAAAGAUAUAGACAAUCAAUUAGAAAACAAGUUGCUAAAUUUUAUUAUACUUCAUUGUGACACCAAAUUUAAGAAUGCAUUUAAAAUCGAAUUUGUAAAUAAUGACAAUUUUUUAAGAAACCAUUUUUCAUGUGAAGAGCAAGGGCUGAUCGAAAUAUCCAUGCUACUGUUCGUAAUAUUAUCAGUUUUGUCGCUGAUAUAUUUUCGAAAAAGAAAUAUGUUGAGUAAAGAAAAUGGAACAUUAAAAGAGUCGGUUCAUUCUGGGGCUUUGUUUUUUUAUUUUUCAAAUAUUUUUUAUUUAAUUCAUAUAUAUGCGUAUGCACUUAAUGGGGCAGGGUUUAGUGUACUAAAAGUUUUAAGUCAAAUAUAUGAAUCAAUUUUUGAUUGUAUUAUUUUGACAAUACUUUUUUAUUUAAUAAAUAGCAUUCAUAAUAAAAAGAAAAGAAAAGAAGAUACUAUAAAAACUGGAUUUAUAUAUUCCAUGUUAAAAUUUUUUUAUAUUUUAUUUGAGAUACAGAAUCAUCAAACUUUGAAUGCGUAUUCAAGUUUACAUUCCGUUGUAGCAUUCCCUUUUGUUAGUCACAGAGUUGUUAUUUCUGUGUUAAUAUAUAACAAUUGUAGAAAAUUAUUGAAGGAAAAGACAAACAUAGCUGAUAAAACUAAUGCUCUUUUGGAUGCAUCUAUAUAUAUCGCAUGGAUUCUGUCCAUUCCGUUUAUUUAUUUUUUUUUGUGGAACGCUUCAGUGCACUUUACCCAUUUGUUCAUUCAUUUUUCCAACCUAUCCAUUUUAAUAUGUUUGGUGUACAAAAUUUCAGAGAAAAAGUAUAACAGUUUGGAAUCUAAUCACCCAUAUAUAGAUAUGGAAUAA
Molecule: messenger RNA, 1374 nt
Organism: Plasmodium yoelii
Lineage: Eukaryota; Apicomplexa; Aconoidasida; Haemosporida; Plasmodiidae
Product: serpentine receptor, putative
Exons: 7
Coding region: 1-1374 (457 amino acids)
Biological process (GO): response to pheromone; G protein-coupled receptor signaling pathway
Source: RefSeq, a predicted model, not a curated record